AAGCCAAAGCCUGUUGGACAGACCAGGGAACGUUUAUCUAUCUUACCACAGAGAGGAAUGAAAGCUUAUGAAAGUUUUAUUAAAGCGCUCUGUGAAACAGGGAAUAGAGAAGUUGCUGAUUACUUGAUAGAGAAGGAUGGCUCUAAAAGAAAUGAAGUAAAUUCAGAAAAUUCAAGAAAACCAGAUACUUCCUUGUCAAAGCCUAAAGAUGGCAACGGUGAUACACAGAAGACAGAACAUCAAUACUCCGAAAAUCCAGAGAAAACAAACAAAUUAGAAUCACCAAAUAUACAAGAUUGGCAAGAUUUACUCAACGGUUUGCCAUCUGUGAAGAAACGUGAUAUAGUAAAGUGCAGUGAAGACUCAUUCACACAGAUUUGUGAAAGCAAAAAGGGAAAGGUUUACCAUAUGACAGGCAAAAAGAAAGGAAAAGUGUUCACUAUAUCCAAUGUUCAAUGUUCUGAUCAGAGCACAGACGCAAAAGCAGUAAACAGGUGUGGAAGCUGUGUGGACUUUGAUAAAACUUCUCUUUCACAACUGUUUAAUUAUAUGCAGUAUGAAUCAAAACAGAGUUAUACAAAAAGAGAUAUUUCAGAAGAGGAUAUGAAGACAUUUCUUGCUAAGCAGUUAGACAAUGAAGAUAAUUCAACUUUUGAUAGUUUAGUUAUAGUUUUUUUCUCUGGUGGAAUGGAAUUUAAACCAGAUUUCAUAUAUGACAAAGAUGGCAAGGAAAUUGACAGAGAUGGCAUACUUGAAAUGAUCCGACAAUCGAAAGCUUUUAAAGACAAACCAAAAAUUGUCAUUAUCAGAACAAAUGAUUUUCAAGGUAUGUAA
Molecule: messenger RNA, 834 nt
Organism: Mytilus californianus (California mussel)
Lineage: Eukaryota; Metazoa; Mollusca; Bivalvia; Mytilida; Mytilidae
Exons: 4
Coding region: 58-834 (258 amino acids)
Biological process (GO): proteolysis
Molecular function (GO): cysteine-type endopeptidase activity
Source: RefSeq, a predicted model, not a curated record